UUUGCUGUCGCAUAUAUGGCGUUCAACUUCACUAGCGCCCUCUUGGGCUUCGUGAAUAUGGCGUCGACUUUCAAGCAGGAUAUGCCGCCGAAAGGUGGCUAUCCACCAAUUGAUUACAAGCGAGUUCUUCCCAAGAGGGGAAUGUCUGGUUACAUGAUGUUUGCUACCUGUGCUGCUGUUUCGGCUAUUGGAAUAUUUUUCUAUGGCAGACACAACCGGAAACGAAGAUUGUGGGCCAGAGAGGAAUAUGAAUGUUUCAUUGGUAUUACUCCUCUCUUAAAAGCUGAGGAUGAUCGACAGACGCUGAAACUGCUGAAAAGUAACUUGGAGCAAGAAGCCAUCAUCAUGAAGGAUGUUCCUGGGUGGAAGGCAGGAGAGAGUGUCUAUGAAUCCAAGCGUUGGAUUGAUCCCAUGUUACUUGAUCUUUACUACCUCCAUCCCAGGAAAGUCAGAGAAAAGGAGUCCUUUGGAUUCUCUACCUAUGUAUGAGGUUGUUGUUACUAUGGUUAGACAGCACCAAUUGCUUUGUUUACAGUGAGUUCAAUUUAAAGCUAGGAGGGUGACCAUAGUGAAAACAGUUGAACUAGUUGUGAUAAAAACUUAUGCAGUGCGUUCUUUGUAGCAUACAGCUGUUGCUAAUUUAUGCAGAAAAGGUUUUUCAAUUAGCCUUGCAGGACUUUUGUCAUACACCUGAAAACUUUUUUUUAUGAAAGGUUGCAAAUUACCAUCAACCCUUACCCCUUGCUCCAUUCAUGUUUGCUGUGUUGGCCAUGCAGUAUUUGAACUGAUUUGGGAUGGUUCUGAGCAGAAAUCCAGAAGGAAUUAGGACAUCAGAAAAUUGAUUAACCUAGUUGAAAGGUUAAUGACUUAUUGUCGUGCAUUUCCCAGAAAUUCCCACAUCUUCCAACCACGUUUUCAUCUCCAGCAUGAUGAUAAUGUAUUUACUACGAUAAAUUAGGAUGUUUGUGAGUAUGAGUGAUUGCCUUGAUUACCAUUUAACAUGUUGGGAUUUGAUUGCAUGUUUAAAAAUGUUCACUGCUUAGUGGUUCCAGUAAGAUUAAUUUUUUCCAUGUGUGUGUUUCAUGAGACAGUGUCACGCACCAGACCACAGAGGAGACAUAAGUUGUAAAUAAAACUAUCGAUCCGGUUUUGAAUCGAAACAAAGAGAUUUAGGCCUGUUUUUGUGUUACUCUGCAGUCUGCCAUGUAUCAUACAUGCACGAGAAAUUCAGUGUUUAUGAUGGUUAUGCAAAAGAGUUAUAUGAUUUACUGGAAUCAUUGGAGUAAUUCCUCUCAGAUGUAUGUAUGUACUGUCACAGGUUUCCUCUUGUAAUUUUGCAUGGUGUUAAGUCCCCUAACACUGACCUUAUACAUGUUGAGUCAUUCAAAAUUUACUGAUUUGUUUUCUGCCUUUUCACUUUAAUCCUGGUAAAAUGUUAAAAUAUGCUGUUUAUAUGCCAAUUAAAACACACUCAAGAAAGAUGAA
Molecule: messenger RNA, 1485 nt
Organism: Acanthaster planci (crown-of-thorns starfish)
Lineage: Eukaryota; Metazoa; Echinodermata; Asteroidea; Valvatida; Acanthasteridae
Gene: ndufa13
Product: NADH:ubiquinone oxidoreductase subunit A13
Cellular component (GO): respiratory chain complex I
Source: RefSeq, a predicted model, not a curated record